CCCCCAGCGGGAGAAGAAAGGUCUGGGUACAGGCCGAGCUGAACCGGCUCAGGCAGCCAGCGGGAAGGGCACCGACUGGAUCAUCCCGACCACAGAGACACCAGCAGAUCCCCUGACCAUGAGCUCCGUCACCAUUGAGUGUGUCCUCCCGGAGCACUGCCGCUGCGGGGAGUCUCCGGUGUGGGAGGAAGCAUCCAACUCGCUGCUCUUCGUGGACAUUCCUUCCAAGAAGCUUUGCCGCUGGGAUCUGCUUAGCAAGCAGGUUCAUCGAGUGACUUUGGAUGCCCCUGUCAGCUCCGUGGCCCUCCGCCAGGCCGGAGGCUAUGUCGCCACAGUUGGAACGAAGUUCUGUGCCGUGGACUGGGAAGAUCAGUCAGCCAGCGUCCUGGCCACCAUAGAUGAAGACAAGAAAAAUAAUCGCUUCAAUGAUGGGAAGGUGGAUCCCGCUGGGAGAUACUUUGCUGGCACUAUGGCUGAAGAGACAGCCCCAGGAGUUCUGGAGCGGCGCCAAGGGUCCCUGUACUGCCUCUUUCCUGACCACCAUGUGGAAAAGUACUUUGACCAGGUGGACAUCUCCAACGGCUUGGAUUGGUCCCUGGACCACAAGAUCUUCUAUUACAUAGACAGCCUGUCCUACUCCGUGGAUGCUUUUGACUAUGACGUGCAGACAGGAAAGAUCUCCAACCGCAGAAGUGUUUACAAGCUGGAGAAAGACGAACAUAUCCCAGAUGGAAUGUGUAUCGAUGCUGAGGGGAAGCUCUGGGUGGCCUGUUACAAUGGAGGAAGAGUGAUUCGUUUAGAUCCUGAGACAGGGAAAAGACUCCAAACUGUGAAGCUGCCUGUUGAUAAAACAACCUCGUGUUGCUUUGGAGGGAAGGAUUACUCUGAAAUGUACGUGACCUGUGCCCGGGAAGGAAUAGACCCUGAGGGUCUUCUGUGGCAACCGGAAGCUGGUGGAAUUUUCAAGAUAACUGGCCUGGGAGUCAAAGGCAUUCCUCCCCGUCCUUACAUAGGCUGAGUGACAGGCCUUCCUACUGUUGCCGACAUCUAGAGAAUUCUGGAGCUGACUUUUCAAUCUACAAUAGUUACCAAAAACUGAAGCAAUGAUGUUAUAACAGAAUUAUAUGUUCAUUUACUCUCUUUUAAAUGUAGAGAUUUUUAACAAGGAGUGGCAGGUGGGUUUGAUAACGUACUAGACGGCCUUCUGCAAAGGUACAAUAAAAAUGUCAAGAAUUGUUCAACUGUCAACCAGCCUCUUGAUCCUUUACAAAUUGCUGGUGGAUGGCGGCAGAGGGAAGAGACUGUACCUGUUCUUUAUUCUGCAUUUCACACUAUACUGAAAGCUUCAAACUAAUAAAAAGCAAUCUGGUAAAGA
Pipistrellus kuhlii (Kuhl's pipistrelle) is the source of this 1375-nucleotide messenger RNA. RefSeq names its product regucalcin (gene RGN). Gene Ontology annotation, biological process: L-ascorbic acid biosynthetic process. The coding region runs from base 119 to 1018 and encodes 299 amino acids. The transcript has 7 exons. Gene Ontology annotation, molecular function: enzyme regulator activity; calcium ion binding; gluconolactonase activity. NCBI's taxonomy places the organism in Eukaryota, Metazoa, Chordata, Mammalia, Chiroptera, Vespertilionidae. The record is from RefSeq and is a predicted model, not a curated record.